Molecule: messenger RNA, 1128 nt
Organism: Saxophila tyrrhenica
Lineage: Eukaryota; Fungi; Ascomycota; Dothideomycetes; Mycosphaerellales; Extremaceae
Exons: 2
Coding region: 1-1128 (375 amino acids)
Source: RefSeq, a predicted model, not a curated record
AUGCCAAUAGCCAGUCGUCUGAGGAGAUUGACUGCUUUCCCCAAAUCACAAAGCUUUCGAAGACAUGGAAGCACCGCCGGCCGCUCCAGCUUCAGGACCCGCAACGUCCUUCCACCGCGCGAGCAGCCUACGGUGACCAACGAGGACAAGACAAAGACACUUCGCACCCGUCAACAUGGCAACAGAGAACUGCCACUCCCGCCCCUCAUGGACCCACUGGCGGUCGAAGCAAAGCAGAGGCACAAGAGACCUAAGCCUUUGCGCAUUCAGGGCCAGAUGACGGACUUUCAGAAAGAGCUGGCGAGCAAUCCAUACGCGCGUAUACUCGCCAGUCCAGUCCGCCAAUGCCAGUUCACAAACGCUCGUCUUCCCUCCGACCUUCUCCAACGCUUCUCGAGCGUCCACACCCCAACACCAGACGGAAGCGGCCGACUAGACGCAAAGAUCCUUCCAAGGUCAAUAGAUGCAACCCCAGAAGACGGCGUGAUGUACGGCCCAUCAUCCUCCUAUGUUAUCAACGACCGCCAGGCGCUGAAAAGGCUCAACGUAGGAAGACAAUGGACGCAACUUCUCUCUGAACGGUUGAAGCUUGCGUACGACACGAAAGCUGCUGGAAGGAAGGCCUCUUCUUCCAAGAAAUGGUAUGAACAUUGGCAGCGGGAUCCGAAGAUGCCGGAUACGGUUCUGCAGAACCUGAAGUCAGAUGUGAUACGAGCAGUGGCUGCCAUUAUAAAGCACAAGGACGAUGCGAGACUCGUUAUGCCGGUGGCGGCGCUUCAGGAAUUUGCUUCUUUCGCAUGGCUUCCCGCUAAUACGACUGAGUUGGGUGAAGAUGUGGCGAACUCGUUCAAAGAUUUUACGGCACACGUCGUUAUUCCGACGUACCGUCUGCAAGAUUUGCUGGGGGUGGACGAGCUCCCUGUGCUUCCGUUCGAGGAAGACGUUGCCAAGCUCGGCCAUGCAGCUGUUGUACCUCACGAAAGCACGACCAAGCUGAAUGUCCGUUUGCGAAAGCUUUGCUCCUACCUGAGCGACGAGCAGAGUGAGAGGCUGGCAUCUGUCUCUCGCUCGGAUUUCGCAGCGUUGACCUUGGAAAAUGCCGAGCCAAGGGCAGAUGAGCAGGUCUAG